GCCCGUCCCCCCGCGGCCGCCGCAGCCGCAGCCGCUGCCUCCACCCGGGCGGGCGGCGCCCCUCCGGCCCCCGUCGCCUUCCCCCGCGCCCCCUCGUCCUCUCCCCGGAGCCCAUGAGGCUCCAGGGGGGGCUCUGACAGCGCCCACCGCUCGGCAGGGCCCCCUGCAUUCUCAGCAUCUCUCCUGAAGGGAUGGAGAACUCAUCGGUGGCAUCAGCCUCCUCGGAGGCAGGGAGCAGCCGCUCCCAGGAGAUUGAGGAGCUGGAGCGUUUCAUCGACAGCUACGUCCUGGAGUACCAGGUCCAGGGGCUGCUGACAGAUAAAACAGAGGGGGAUGGUGAGAGUGAGAAGACACAGUCCCACAUCUCACAGUGGACGGCAGACUGUAGCGAGCAGCUUGAUGGCAGCUGUUCCCCAUCCCAAGGGAAGGGCUCGUCGUCUCACGAACACAACCAGGAAGAGUGGGAUCACAGCAGCAGUGGGAGCACAGGAUCUCGGCCGGGGUCGGGCUCCAGGCGUGGGUCUGGAUCCAGGUCUGGCAGCCACGGGAGAAGCAGCCAGUUCAGGCAAUCAACCAAGAAUGGGAACAAGGAGAGCUCCCUUGACAUGCUGGGCACAGACAUCUGGGCUGCCAACACCUUUGACUCCUUCAGUGGUGCGACGUGGGACUUGCAGCCUGAAAAACUAGAUUUCACCCAAUUUCACAGGAAGCUGCGAAACACCUCCAAACACCCGUUGCCUCACAUAGACAGAGAAGGGCUUGGAAAAGGGAAAUAUGAGGAUGGUGACAGCAUCAACUUGAACGACAUAGAGAAGGUCCUUCCAGUGUGGCAGGGUUACCAUCAGUUGCCUCAUGAAGCUGAAAUCGCACACACCAAAAAACUGUUCAGAAGGAGGAGAAACGACCGGAGGCGACAGCAGAGACUUCCCAGUGGGAACAAGUCUCAGCAGCACACGGAUCAUCAGCAGGGUGGCACCAAACACAACAGGGACCACCAGAAACUCUACCAGGGAGGCCAAGCCCCUCACUCCUCAGGCAGGACGGGCCACCAUGGCUACAGCCAGAACCGGAGAUGGCACCACAAUCAGAAGCACUCACCCAACGACAAAGAAACGCACAGAAAUGCCAAAGAGACUGAGAAUUUGAAAAUUGAGGACAACUCAGUCUGCACAGUGCAUAUUCCUGCAGAAACACAUCGGAGCCCAGAGGCUGUGGAGAAGCAGUCUCAGCAGUACAUCCAGGAGUCAGAGACCAAGCGGAAAGACAGUAUUCACGAGCGCAUUGGGGAAAGACCCAAGAUCAAUUUGCUCCAGUCUUCCAAGGACAGGCUGCGGAGGAGACUAAAAGAAAAGAUGCCUUGUCUUUCCCUUUUCACGGACCAGGACGAAGUCACAGUGGAAAACACUAAUCCUGAAAAGAACAAAAUGGACAAAUUAAUUGAAAUCCUCAAUAGCAUGAGGAACAACAGCAGCGAUGUUGACUCCAAGCUCACCACCUUUAUGGAGGAAGCCCAGAACUCUACCAACUCUGAGGAGAUGCUGGGGGAGAUAGUCAAGACCAUCUACCAGAAAGCGGUGACGGACCGCAGCUUUGCUUCCACAGCAGCCAAGCUCUGUGACAAAAUGGCUCUCUUCAUGGUGGAAGGAACCAAAUUCCGAAGUCUGCUCCUCAACAUGUUGCAGAAGGAUUUCACCAUGCGGGAGGAGUUGCAGCAGCGGGACGUGGAGCGCUGGUUGGGCUUCAUCACCUUUCUCUGCGAAGUCUUCGGCACCAUGAGGAGCAGCACCGGAGAGCCCUUUCGAGUCCUUGUUUGCCCCAUCUAUACCUGCCUCAGGGAGUUGUUGCAAUCUCAGGAUGUGAAAGAAGAUGCUGUGCUUUGCUGCUCCAUGGAGCUGCAGAGCACCGGCCGGCUGCUGGAGGAGCAGCUGCCCGAGAUGAUGACGGAGCUGUUGGCGAUAGCACGAGACAAGAUGCUGUGUCCCUCCGAGUCCAUGCUGACGCGCUCCCUGCUGCUGGAGGUCAUCGAGCUGCAUGCCAACAACUGGAACCCGCUGACGCCCACCAUCACGCAGUACUACAACAAGACCAUCCAAAAACUGACGGCUUGAGGAGCAGGGCAAGGUGGGGUGGGAAGGGAUGAGAAGAAGACAUGCACCUUGACGGGAUCCGGCAAGCACUUUUCCGAUUUAAAUCCCCCAGCAGACCAAACCCCAGCAUGCUCGAGAAUACGUUCGUGGGGCGGGGAGGGAGAAGCAUGUUUCUUUUUCAGCCGCGUCGCCAAGUGCCACCCCUCUUCCCUGCUGUGGUUUUGUUUUAGGGGUUUCUUUUUCUGAACUCAUUGCUCAAGCGGCAGCAAUGCAUCCUGCCGGGUUAUUGUUUGGCUUUCGAAAGAAGACGGAGGAGAAAAAAAAAACCCAAUCCAAGUGGGGGCUAGUAUUGUUUUCACAUCAUCCUCCUGCUUUGCCCCAGCCAACUGGCAGGAGACAGCAGGCAGCAGAUGUCUCGGGAGGACAAAGCCAGACACACACUACACCAGACGCUCAUAACUGAUGGCUUUUGUCGAGCAGGGCUUGUGUUAGGUUUUUUUCUCCUCACCCCUCCUCUUGUCUUUGACUUUCUGUGUGCCCCUCCCUACUCACCACCCCUUCAAAAGCAGAUCGGAGAGGGAGACGACUUUCUUAUUUGCACUGGGUUUUCUUUUUCUCGGGCGUUUGUAUUUUCUUCUUAUUUUAUUGUGUUGUGGAACAGACAAUUGCGAGCAGCUCAGAGAAAGUAACGUCUUCCCGUGAGCUGACUAAUGGUUUACAUGAAGAUGGAGAAGCAGAAGGAUUAUUUUAAAGGAGUCCAAAAGCCACUGCAGAAUUAAUGUAGCCACCGUCAUCUUGCCAGUAACCUCCUCAGUGGUUUGAGAAUCAUGUCUUCUGAGCUGCAUGUUCUAAGAAACAGGGGAUUCCGCAGCUCUUGCUGUUCAAGUUGCCGUUAUCCCUCAGCCACUAGAACUCUUUUAUUUUUUUUUGUGUUAUAAUCUUUUUUGUUUCCAUUGAAGGAGUGCUUUACUGUAAUUACUGUCAUGGUUGUAAUUAUACAUUUAAAUCCAGGCCUGUUAAAGCUGGGCCUAAUAAUGUAGAAGGUGAGGGAGAAAUGAAGAUUUGAUGUUCUUCUUCGGAGAUUAGUAAAGAGAAGAAAAUAUGUGUAUAGCAAAGAGGUGUUAAAAAGAAGGUGAAAAAGUAGGAAAAGCCAAAAAUAGAGGUUUUGAGCCUGGCUUCUAACUAGCUGAAUUUGCUAUUCAGUGUUUCUAGGUGUGUGGUAUACAAGAGUGGCUCUGUCCCAUGGUUGGUGUCAGUAGCACCAUGUCCUCCAGGGAUGGGUGAAGUGUUUGGAGGGGGAGAGUUUACUUGGGGAUCCCUGGGUUGCUCCAGGAUCCCUGGGUUGCUCCAUGCUGGAGCAUCCCAAGGGAAAGGGUGGCUGCAGGGAGGUGAUGGCAAGGUGCCUCCUGGACAAGGAAAUGCCCAGAGGGUGAGGAGGCUGGUACAGGGGGGCAUGCCAUGCCAUUGCGUCACUCCCAGAAUCAGGAACAAGACUUGGUGGUCUUUCUAUUUGCUUGUCGAGGAAUGCUUUGACUUAAUGAAUCACUUCAAGUGUUUAUUUCGGCGAAGCCUAAUGUGUUUGCGAGCUGCCCUAUCCUGUCUGCACAGUGGAAGAGGAGUCAAAGAAGGCAUGAUGCUGGCAGCCUGUCCCAUUUUCUUCCCAUUAUUCAAUUUGUUUCCCUUUCCCAGUGAUAAGAAGAGAAUUUAUGCCACGGCACCGGCUCACACAGACCCUGGGCCAGGCAGGCUGGGUCUGAACUCAGCAGCUCAAACCCUUUUUUCCAGGCAAGAUGUUGAAUUUCUGGUGGCUUGAAGAGAAGAGGGAUUUCAUCCUGACCUCCUUGGAUGUGUGGUAUGUUCUCGGGUGCCUUAUGAAUGUGUUGGUCUGUCUGUGAUGGGGAGAAAGCUUUUGCUGCAAAACUUAAAGAGCAGAGAUUUUCAGCAGAAAAUGCUUUGCAGAAGGCAAGAAUCCUGAUGCUGCGGUUCAAUAUUAUUUGGAUUCUCAUGGAGCAAGAGGAGAGAGCUGGAAACAGGAGCUUUAAUUUUCCUGUCUACUCAGAAAGCAGCGGAACUAUUGCUGGUUGCUCUGGACUUGUCUGGAAAAAACUAAUUUCUGCUUCAUGGAUUUGAGCUCAGGAGCUUUGCAUGGUGACGGUGCCUUGCAUUCAGCCAGCUUCAUUAGUGGCAAUGGGGUUUGAUAGUAUUAAUGAGCAACUGAACUUGAUUAAAGCAGCAGAGCUCACCACUGUUACAAGGCUGAGGGUUUUACCCAUUGCUCUUGGCUUUUCCCACUCCCCGAUUCCUCAGGGAGUGGAGAAGAAGGGGAUUUAACACCCAUCGCAGCACACCCAGGCACAGCAUCAGUUUCCUGGGAGAAGACCUGAAAACUAGUUUUGUCUUGAUAUUUUUUUUUUUUUUCGAAGAACAGCGAAGUCCUAAAAUGGGGGCUCAGCCUGAUGGGUCAAGGUGCCAGGGAUCCUGCCGGCAGUGAUCCAUACCACCGCUCCAGUCCCCGCAGCCUCUCCCGUCCCCUUCCCCCAGAAUUUAUUCUUGGGAUGUAGUGAAAGGACUGAAAACAAACAAAAAA
Cuculus canorus (common cuckoo) is the source of this 4674-nucleotide messenger RNA. RefSeq names its product cap binding complex dependent translation initiation factor (gene CTIF). The transcript has 13 exons. Lineage: Eukaryota; Metazoa; Chordata; Aves; Cuculiformes; Cuculidae. The coding region runs from base 192 to 2108 and encodes 638 amino acids. The record is from RefSeq and is a predicted model, not a curated record. Gene Ontology annotation, biological process: regulation of translational initiation. Gene Ontology annotation, molecular function: protein binding; translation activator activity; RNA binding. Gene Ontology annotation, cellular component: cytosol.